GUGUUCAGUAUUUGUCUGAGAUUAUUCGGAUAACAGUGUCGUCGGUGAUUUGGUCAACGGUGCGGCAUUAAAAAGCAGUCUCAAACUAUUUCACAUCUAAACAAGUUACUGUGUGACAUGUCUUCAACCAGGUGACAGUAUUUGUCGCAGCAAAUUCUUCGGAUGCCACCAAAAAGUGGACACGCAUACACCCAUCUAGAGCUCAAUGAGUAAUGAACCCAUUCUGGAGCAUGUCGACAAACGCUGGUCGUAAGAGAUCUGACGCUGAAGAGCAGAGUGGUCCAGGGGAGCAGAGAGCCAGUCCAGCUCGUCCUUCGUUUGGUAAGAAACAGCUUCCCUCCAUCCCGAAGAAUGCCAUCCCCAUCACUAAAGCUGCCUCUCCGGCCUCAACACAGUCUGCCAAUGGCACCCACGCCUCGUACGGCCCUUUCUACCUGGAGUACUCGCUGCUUGCUGAGUUCACAUUGGUGAUCAAGCAGAAGCUCCCUGGUAUCUAUGUACAGCCUUCAUACAGAUCAGCACUGAUGUGGUUUGGUGUGAUUUUCAUUCGACAUGGCUUGUACCAAGAUGGUGUUUUUAAGUUCACCGUCUACAUUCCUGAUAACUACCCAGAUGGAGAUUGUCCUAGGGUUGUUUUCGACACCCCAGUUUUCCACCCACUAGUGGACCCGGUCUCUGGCGAGCUGGAUGUGAGAAGAGCUUUCACCAAAUGGAGACGAAACCACAACCAUAUCUGGCAGGUUCUUAUGUACGCCCGUACAAUCUUCUAUAAGAUCAACACUAUGGAUCCGCUCAACCCAGAGGCUGCUGUGCUGUAUGAAAAAGACAUCCAGCUCUACAAAAGCAAGGUGGUAGACAGUGUCAAGCUAUGCAAUAGUCACCUGUUCGAUCAGCCCAAGAUCGAUGACCCUUAUGCAAUAAGCUUCUCUCCGUGGAAUCCAGCGGUGCAUGAAGAGGCAAAAGAGAAGAUGUUUGCACAUAAAGUGAGUGUGUGACGCUCCCCUGACUGCUCCUCACAACCAACGGCGACCAGAUGAUUAUAACAAAGGAUUGCCAGUGUCUGGGCUGUCUUGGGUGAAGCCUGGUUCCACUCAGCCUUUCAGCAAAGAAGACAACCCCCUUCAGACGUGAACCUUCAGUGCUUCUGUCUGUCCACCAGGAGGGGCGCUAUGCUACUGUGGCUGCGCCGAACCACAUGUAUAGAAUUCUGAUGCAGUUCUAUGAACUUCAUCUUCAUUCGCAAAACCCUUGCUCAGCUUUAAAAGAAAAUCAUUUUAAACUGCUUUAAUGGCUUCAGAACUAUAGACAUGUUCCCGGUAUAGAACUAAAGACCCCACUCGUUCAUUUCAAUGCUGAGGCUUGAACGCACAGAUGGCACAGAGAUGGUUCUAGCCAAUAAUGUUACUUGCACAUGUUUUCAGGCACAACAAACCACCUCACUUAUUUGUGUAGGUCAUGAUCUUCUAAAUGAUGAACUUGGUUUUCUAACAAAUAAUUUGAUAGUUUCCUUUUGGUUUUCCUUUCCCCACAAACUUGGUUAAUAGUCUUAAUGU
This is a messenger RNA of Rhinichthys klamathensis goyatoka, 1553 nucleotides long. RefSeq names its product akt interacting protein (gene aktip). The record is from RefSeq and is a predicted model, not a curated record. NCBI's taxonomy places the organism in Eukaryota, Metazoa, Chordata, Actinopteri, Cypriniformes, Leuciscidae. The transcript has 10 exons. Bases 213 to 995 code for a protein of 260 amino acids.